CGCUAACUGCGGCCGAUCUCCAGGGAGCAUCAACAGCCAACUUUCACUUCCCGUCAGGGUCUCUCGCUUCCAAUCCAUCCAGUGCUACCUUUCGCCUGUCAAUGUGCUCUAUCUAGCGACUUUCUUAAUUUGUGCUCACCCGCCAGAAUGCUGGUCUCCCUGACUGUCGGAAAGGUCGACGCUGGUGUCGCUGUCCUGUUGACCCAAGACAACCGCCUGAUCGAAUUCCCCUCGGUUCUCCUGCCUAACAAUAUUACCUCCGGAAGUAUCGUUGAUAUUACCGUGGCGCGCAAUAAUGCCGCGGAAGCCGCCAAUAUGGCGUCCUUCCAGGGCCUUCAAAAGCGUAUUCUCAACACUUACGGCAUCAAGACACCUUCACCACCCGUACUCCGCCUCCGCAACGCUACACAAACCUCCCUUGUUCUCGAAUGGGACCCUAUCGACUUGGCUACCGCAUCCCUCAAGACCCUCUCACUCUACCGCAAUGGCUCCAAGGCCGGUUCUAUUCCCCGGCCUCUUGAGACGCGCAGCACCAAGAUUAGUGGUCUCGCUAUCCACUCCGAAUACAGCUUCCAUCUCGUUUUGCGCACGACCGCAGGCACGUUCCAAUCAGAGAAGCUGACUUGCCGCACACACAAGAUGACAGACCUGUCUGGUAUUACAGUGACCACUGGUAUUCUUAACGACCAGCGGAAGGAUGCUCUCGGUGAAGCUCUCGAUCGCAUUGGUGGAAAGCUCAUCGACUCAGUCCGAAUCGACACUACACACUUCGUCUGCUCGGAGGGCAGAGGCCCACUGUGGGAGAAGGCUGUCGAGAUGAACAUCCCAGUCGUGGUGCCUGAGUGGGUUGACGCCUGCGAGGCAGAGGGCACUAUCGUUAGCGUAAGGGGCUAUUACCUGAACGCCGACCCCAAGACCCGCCAACUUGGGCCCAUCCACGGCUCAACACAGCACCAGCGCACGACUUCAUCUAUAGCCUCUCCAUCGCGCCAGUCUCAAUCUCAUUCACAGUCUCUAUCCCUCCCUGCAAGCCAACAAGGGGCCGAUCAAAGUGCUCCUGAAGCACCGCCAACCCCGUUCCCAGGAGCUGAUAUGAGUGGGCAGCCAAAGGCAGAAGAUGAAGAAAAUGAUUCUUCAGAAGAUUCAGAGACACCACCGCCUCCACCUCCAAAGGAUGAAGACUCCGAUGCCAAUGAGACGCGGACAGUAGCAUCGCCAGAGAAUAAGCAGGAGGAUGAACCCGAAACUAACGGAGAAACCAAAUCAAAGUCGGCGCCACUACCUGCUGAGGAUUCUGAGGAUGCUGAUGAAGAGGAGUCGAAAACACAAGACUUGUCCGAGAAACCGGAUGAACAAGGUCUGGAAAAUGGGAAUGAGGAAAAGAAGGAAGAAGGAGAGGGAGAAAACGAUGGCCUAUCCAGCCCUAAAGAAGGGGAAAAGGGAAAAUCGAAGGAACAUGCAGGGGAUUCGGAUUUCAAUGAGGUACCCCUUUAAUAAUCAGCUGGUCAUCCGGCUCAGCGCCCGAAUAUUGUAUAUUCAUUUUUACCUGAUAUGACACCCUUUGGAAUUGAUCUCGACCUAGAAUCUCUUCUGAUUCUGUCAGUUCCAACGCCAUGCCAUUACGCAUUCGAUACUUAUACUUUUUACCUUCCAUUUCUAUUUCCUAUGAUUGUUUGUGGAUUUGUGCUUUGCUCUAUUAACUACCAUUCUGUAUAAUAGAUGGUUCAGUUUAGAUAGCUCUCUUUUAAUGCUUCGUAUCAUGAUGAAUCAAUAUUUUAUAAUAACAUAUUUUUUUUUACCCGCUUUC
This is a messenger RNA of Aspergillus versicolor CBS 583.65, 1807 nucleotides long. RefSeq names its product putative chitin biosynthesis protein (Chs5). The coding region runs from base 148 to 1494 and encodes 448 amino acids. Gene Ontology annotation, molecular function: protein dimerization activity. Gene Ontology annotation, biological process: Golgi to plasma membrane transport; conjugation with cellular fusion. The transcript is spliced from 2 exons. Gene Ontology annotation, cellular component: trans-Golgi network; exomer complex. NCBI's taxonomy places the organism in Eukaryota, Fungi, Ascomycota, Eurotiomycetes, Eurotiales, Aspergillaceae. The record is from RefSeq and is a predicted model, not a curated record.